AUGGCGCCUCCCUCUGUAACGAGCUCGCUUCCCUCUGCAGAACAUUCCCCUGAGUCUAAUGCUACUGCAAUAGAACCUCUGGACAUGAACAACAAUCAGCCCAAUACCCGGAUAUGCAAAUGUCGAUGCGAUCCCGACUGCAACUGUUCAUGUCCAUGCUCCGCCCACUGCACAUGCAAAAAGCACAAGUGCAAUAAGGAAUGCCCCGAAGAUUGCGAGUACAAAUGCAAAAAGGACUGUGGUUCACGAAAGUCCUUCCGAAACUUGGUUGUUUGCAUUGAUGGGACCUCCAAGCAGUUUGGCCAUCGUAACACCAAUGUCAUAGAGUUGUGCAACCGCAUACUCAAGGAUGGCGGGGACGUUCGCCAAGUUACGUUCUACUGCAGCGGCAUAGGAACUCGUCUUCGGCGCGACAAGUCCCUGCUAGCUAACUGCAUAAACUUCAUUGACAACAAGAUUGAUCUGAUGACCGCAUGGAAUCUCAAGCGCAUUGUCAGAGAGGCGUACCAAUGGUUGGUCGACCACUAUAAACCUGGGGAUCGGAUAUAUCUAUUUGGGUUUUCUCGUGGGGCGUACCAAGUCCGAGUUCUAGCAGGGAUGAUUAAAAAGAUUGCUUCUACUCUUGGUCUGGCUGUAGCGGGAAACAAGGAUUCUAUUUUUCUUGCCUAUGAGUUGUAUGUCAACAAAUAUAAAGGCCGAGUAAUCAAGGACGAAGAUGAAGCUGAAGCUCUCGCUGCAAAUUUCAAGGACACGUUCUCGAGAAAUAUCAAGGUGCAUUUUGUGGGGACACUGUUUCCCUUUCAUAUCUGUUAUUUCCGUCAUGCACUGGCUCUGGACGAACGCCGCGUCAAGUUUCUUCCUGAAUUUUUGGCUGGCGGACGGACACCGCAACUUGACAAUGAGUACUAUGAAGGCGGGUAUACCAAUGUCGAUGUCGAUGAAGUUUGGUUUAUGGGUACUCAUGGUGACAUUGGUGGAAGCGCCAAACGACGUCAUGCCUUUGAUCUCUCCCGGAUUCCUCUGUUAUGGAUGGAGCAUGAAGCCAGUGAAACCGGCCUCCGCUUUUCACCGCGGGAAACCAUAAGGGAAUGGAAAUGGGAUCAUCUUCAGGAAGACAAGCCAACCAAGUCCCUGAGCGCAUUAUGGUGGGUACUUGAGUGUUUGCCCAUCAGGCGAUUCAAGUACACCGAGGUAGAGAUUACCACACGUAAACCCAAUCUUGGUAGAGGUCGCUCCAUCGCUCCUCGACAGCGUAUUCACGCUUCUGUGGUCUUCAAAAACAGUGAAACCUAUACUCCCGCAGCUACGUUCAUCGGUGACAAGGCGAUGAAUUGGGCAUCUCUAGUUGGAAUAGUGGAUGGGGAAGACGAACUCAAAGAUCUGUCUUGGGCUGAUGAAUGGGAGCAUAUGCUGGAGAUGGAUCUCUUUGACGAUUUUCUUGUUCAAGAUACGAUACGCAAGCUUAAAGGUUUGAGAACUGGCACCGAGGCCCGAAGUAUCUGGACUCUAGACCAACAAUCGCUCCUUCUGCGACGUUUAUCAUUCAUGGCUUUGUCCAAACGAUGUGCAAAACAGAUCUCUAGCGUAAUCGGUGAUCUUGUGGCUAUGCUGUCUGACAAAGAUGUCGGCAUUCGAGCUGCAAGUGCCUCUUGUCUCUUCCAACUUGCGAAGCACUGGUACGAUCAACAAAUCCUCAACGCCAAAGCCGGGUCACCACUCCGACAAAUGCUGCACUCUCAGGCUGAAGAUCCAGACUCAGACCGAGUCGCUAGUCUCCAGUGUCUCUCCCACCUGAUCUUGGAUCCUGAGGAGGACAGAGCAUGGUUCAAUAUACCUGUAAAGAGUACCAAGUACUACAAGGAGGCUCGGUGUAUCGUGGAAGAAAAGCCGGAAGUCUGGUCACCUGUUCUCAUGAAACUGAUAACCGAGUCGCCAAAAACCAGCGACCAGAUUUUGGGUUUAUCUUGUCUAGCACGCUUGGCUAAAAUAUGUUUGUGGUUCUUCGUGAUUGGUGCUUAUACACAUGCUUAUAUACUGGCCUUGGCAGAGGAAAUACGAAAGACGUUCAUUACAGAGAUUGGUAACACCGGGGUGCAACGUUUAGCCAUUAAGCUUGUGAAUCUCUUGAGAGACAUCCGAACCAAAUAUCAUACUUCCAUUGUACUUCAAAGGAUGUCCAAAGAGCUUUGUAAGGAGAUCAUUUCAAGUGGCGUGAAGACGCUGCAGGAAGGCCUGAUGUCGAUGAUUAAAGAUGGACAUCCUAAAGCAAAAGGAAGUAGUGCGCUGUGCCUCAGCAGCUAUUUUGACGCGGAAGCUAAAUUCCGCGAACAAGCAAUGCUGGAUUCAGAGUUCAUCAUCGUAUUGAUGACCAAACUCUUUGGCAUCAAUGAGCACUGUUUCCCGGCUCAGAAAGGAGCUGUCAUAGCAGCGUUUUUGAAGAUAGUCAAUCAUUCCAACAGUGCUACGAAACUGGCCGAACCCAAGGUUAUAAAAGCAAUUGUUAAAACCUUAUCCGUAGACAGGUGGCUUGAGAAAAGGGAAGCGUCAAACCUUUUGGUCGGAAUACUAUCUGGAGAACAUACCUCAGAUGAAGUGAAGAAGUCCAUUAUUGAAGAGCUGGCGACAGUAGGCGUUGAUGAUGAUGCUUUGUAUCGGACUCAGGUCUAUUUUCGAGAACUGUAUGAAUGCGAUAAAGUACGCGAGUUCCAUUCCCGGGAGAACGCUCUUCAAUUUCUCAAACGUAUCAUUGAAAACAACGAGGCGCGGAUGAUUAUGACUGACAUCUCAUUUCCUGAUACCCUUGCUGCCCUCGGUCAGAACGCUUGCAGUAGCCGCGGUAUAGUCUCGACCGUCUGUAGCACUUUCAAGGUGUUCGUUGCGCUUUGUCAGAAUGUCAAGAAAGGCGAGAGAAGCAUACGCUCUGCAGUCCGCCCCACUUUCGAGGUGUUCCUCAAAAGCAUUUUUAGAAGCGACAGGGGCGCGCUAUCCGCUGUCCGGAACGCUUUAGAGGGGUUUUCUCUGUACGAGGACUUCCAGGCCUUGUUUCUUGAACAAGACAUCUUUGAGAUCAUAGUCAAGGAUAUGACAAUGAGUAUCCUCGAGACCCAUGAAGGUCAUCACAUCGAUGCACAGAUAGCUGGAUUCAAGUGCUUACAGAAUCUUGUCGACUACCCCGAAACCCGCCUUAUGAUACUCGAAGGUAUACGUGACGAGAGGCUUCAACUCUUUGACUUGCUCCAGGCCUUUGAAGACGAACCGGAAUCCAGCAAGUGGCUGCGUAGAUGGUCGGAAUACGGUGAAGUGCUAGAGAAUACUUUGAAGCGGCUUAUAAUGCAUGACGAUGCACAGAAAUAUGCGGAGGACCACUUCAAGAAGCAUCGAUGGGAAAUUUUCAAGUCGGACGGAAGUGUUACGGAAAAGUGA
Messenger RNA from Desarmillaria tabescens, 3423 nucleotides. RefSeq lists its product as uncharacterized. The transcript has 24 exons. The record is from RefSeq and is a predicted model, not a curated record. NCBI's taxonomy places the organism in Eukaryota, Fungi, Basidiomycota, Agaricomycetes, Agaricales, Physalacriaceae. Bases 1 to 3423 code for a protein of 1140 amino acids.